ACAAGUUGACCUUGUCAUCCGCCACGAUACUCUCCCCUCGAGAAGGCCAACUUUCUUUGGCUUGUCGGGAUAUCAUAACUCGAGAACCGGCACAGCGAAUUUUAAAAGGGGUCAACAGAGUCGCCAGCCAUGAGUUAUCAUCAGCGGAACGAGGAUUCGCAGCCGGGGCUCGAGCUCGCGCAUUCAGAUGACCCGGAGGUCUAUUACUAUACGCCAGAUAAACCAGACAGUACUCCGAUUCCGGUGGAGAACCCGCUCGUCCUCCCGCCACCAUUCAAGCCUGAGGGUGGCCAGUAUUACGUUCCACCUGUCGAUGCGGCACCAGGAGGAGGGGAACCCGCGGCGGAGGCGAAGGGACGGUCAAGGAGAAAACUAUGGAUCAUCCUUGGGGUUAUCAUUGCCAUCAUCGUGAUAAUAGCCGCAGUCGUCGGGGGGGUAGUCGGGAGCAGAGCGGCGUCAAAUUCAUCGAGCGCCCCGUUGACCGAAGCCCAGGGGUCGAAUCAGUCACCUUCGAAUCAAUCACCAUCGCCAUCGACGGAAUCGACGUCACCGACGACAUCAGCGUCGCCAACCAGCUCCCUAAGCGCCACAGUAAAUACGACCGCGGUGCGGCCGAGGACGAAACUGUCGAUAACGGGGCGACGGAUAGCCGGGAGUGGGUUCAUGUCGCGUCUGUUCUGGCAGGGAGGCGACAACAAGAUGCGCACGUCGCGGUACACGAGCACGUCCGGGUCGUGGUCGAGCCCGCUGGUCUUCAACAACAUCGACGCCCAGCCGGGGACGCCGAUCGCGGCGACCAUCUACCUGAACUUCCCGCAGUUCGAGGUCUUCUACCUCGACUCGUCGGCGCGGUUCCGGGGGCUCAACUUCGGCGAGGACGAGCGAGUGCCGAAGCCCGACAGCGUUAACGACGUGCUGGCGGACUACACGGUCGAGAAUGACACCAAGAUAGCCGCCUACUGGCCCUACGUUGUGCUCCAGGCCAGGAACAGCACCUUCCGCCGCUACGUCUACGGCCCUGGCGUCGGCUGGUUCAACGACACCGUCCAGGGCUGGUUCAACCCCGAGGUCGUUCCCCAGGGCGACCCGAACACCGGCGUCGCCGUCGUGCCCAUCGUCAGGGACUUCCAACAGCCGUACGCGGCGGGCCUCGCGUACCGCGACAGGACGGGGCACCUAGCCCUCUUUCCGUUUGGCGGCAUCGACACGGGCGUGGCAUGGUACUCAGGCACACCCGACGUCGAGAUCCCAGCCAAGACGGCGAUCGCGGGGCUGGCGGUGACGCGGAGAAACUCGAACAUCACGAACACGCACAUCCUAUACCAGGACGCGGCGCGCAGGAUCCAGACGGUAUGGCAGGGCGACGACAACCAGUGGCAGGGCCCCGAGCAGGUAGGCCAGGCGGACGCGGGCACGGACAUCGCGUGCCUGACGGAGCAGGCGGGCGACGAGCCGAGGCUGGUAUCGGUGUCGGACCAGAUCGACAUGAGCCGCUGCUAUUACCAGCUCAACGGCUUCAUCGUCGAGAAGCGGCUGACGGUCACCGGGUGGAUAGACGGGGACCGGAUACCAGUAGAAUGAUGGGUCUAUACAGUAAUUAUUAUCGAUAUUAUUAUUGUCAUUACGAUUAUUAUUACUUUUAUUAUUUUUAUUAUUCUCGUUUUCUUAGAGAAGUGGUAGCGAUUCCUG
Molecule: messenger RNA, 1689 nt
Organism: Durotheca rogersii
Lineage: Eukaryota; Fungi; Ascomycota; Sordariomycetes; Xylariales; Xylariaceae
Exons: 2
Coding region: 130-1581 (483 amino acids)
Source: RefSeq, a predicted model, not a curated record